GAGAAUUUCAAGAUGGCGGAAGAAUCUUCGAAAAAAUCGAGAACGGCAAAUAUUGAAAGAAAGACGAAAGAAACCGAUAUUUCUUUGAUCCUGAACUUAGACGGAGCUGGAGAAAGCGUUGUAAAUACUGGAAUUGGAUUUCUGGAUCAUAUGCUGACCGCUUUGUCAAAACACGGGCGAAUCGAUCUCACUCUUAGCUGCAAAGGUGACCUACAUAUAGACGAUCACCACUCAGUGGAAGACUGCGGUAUUGUUCUCGGGCAAGCGUUUAAAGCAGCUCUUGGGGAUUUAAGGGGUAUAGCGAGGUAUGGCUAUGCUUACGCUCCUCUCGAUGAAUCGCUCUCUCGAGCCGUCGUGGACAUAUCCGGACGACCUUUUGCCGACAUCAAUUUGAACUUGCAAAGGGAGAACAUUGGUAAUCUUUCAUGCGAGAUGCUGUCCCACUUUUUGAGCUCUUUUGCUACUUCAGCAGCCAUUACAUUACACGUAGAUGUACUAAAAGGAAGGAAUGAUCAUCACAGAGCGGAGUCGGCGUUCAAAGCUUUGGCGCUAGCAUUACGGGCUGCCAUCAAGAGAGAAGGAACCGAUAUACCCAGCACUAAAGGAGUACUUUAGUCUUAACUGUGACACUAAUAAAAUAACUUAAUUUAUAUAGGAUAACUUCUACGACAAUCAGUUAUUAUUUAGCUGAAUAUUGAAGUGUUCUCCGUGCUGUCAUUCAUUGCAAUUAGGAAUUACGGUCACUUCGCCCCAUGGUCAUUUCCCCCCAACCAGAAGUCAGUUCACUCCAUACAAAAGUUACUUCGCUCCAUGUAAGAAGUUAGUGAAAUUUGUCGUGAACUUUUAGUUUUGAUGUUGGGGUUGGAAUGAUUUUGAACUUAUGUCAGUUCAGAUGAUUAACUAGUGCAGCUCGCUUACACUUAGUAACACUAAAUGUCAUUUCGUUCGAUUACUUUCCUCCACACGAAUUCUUGUAAUCCCUCAAAAACCCCGUUAUUGCACGGGAAGAAUACUUGAAGUGUCUUGGUUAAUUCUUACCGUUAUCGGCCCAAUAGUUUUUAUUAUUGAAGUUACUGAAGUCUCACCUCCAUUAAAGUUGCACUGGAAAACUAAAAGCAGUUUAAGGCGUUACCUUGCAAGGUCACUAUUCCAAGAGUGAUAGAGAAUCUUUAAAGAUAAGACAAGUCUUUGAAAGGUCGGCGCGUUGUACCGGAAAAAAAAAAGUCUCACCUUGAAUUAACAUAAGUUCACGCAUUACACGUGGGUACGUGUGGCAGGAAAACAAACAUGUCAUCAAGAUCGUAUUUAUAAAUGGGAGGAUUACAACAUCAUUUAGGCAAACAAUCUUUUAAGCAUAUAUAGAGCAUAUAUGCUCUAUAUAGAGAGACUGAGAGACUUGAGGAAAUAGUAAUCUAGCAAAUGCAUCUGUAUACAGUUCCUGACAAAUACGAUCAAAGGGAUAAUUGAAUCUAUAACAUGUACAUUUGCAUUUCUUAGGUAAAUAAUAAAAAUUAUUUGAUUG
Orbicella faveolata is the source of this 1522-nucleotide messenger RNA. RefSeq lists its product as uncharacterized. Gene Ontology annotation, biological process: L-histidine biosynthetic process. The record is from RefSeq and is a predicted model, not a curated record. Gene Ontology annotation, molecular function: imidazoleglycerol-phosphate dehydratase activity. NCBI's taxonomy places the organism in Eukaryota, Metazoa, Cnidaria, Anthozoa, Scleractinia, Merulinidae.